AUCGGUGUACACUACCGAUUGCUAUUUUUUUUUUUGAAAUGCAUACCGAUUGCUGUUGUAUACCCAUCUUCCAUCUGCCGCACUUCUCCCCAGAUCCCGCUCUGAACUUUUCCAACAUCCUCGUCUGUCGAUUGCUCCUCUCUAGCCAUCUUCUUCAUCUACUGAUUGCUACAUCUUUUUCACCUUUUUCUGAUUUUGCAUCUCCCUUUCCCAAUUGCUCACUCUAUCCAUCUUCCAUCUGCCGCACUUCUUGCCAGAUCCCGAUCUGAACUUUUCCAACAUCCUCAUCUGUCGAUUGCUCCUCUCUAGCCAUCUUCUUCAUCUACUGAUUGCUACAUCUUUUUCACCUUUUUCUGAUUUUGCAUCUCCCUUUGCCGAUUGCUUACUCUAUCCAUCUUCCAUCUGCCGCACUUCUCACCAGAUCCCGUUCUUCACUUUUCUGGCAUCCUCAUCCUCCUCAUCCCAGAUCCAGCGGAGUGGCCUCCAAUCUUCAACAGGCAAGCUCCCUUUUCUCAGACUUCAUAGAUUGUGGGUUUAUUAAUGUUUCUUUUUUCCCCCUUUUUGAUAUCUAGAAAGCAUGGGUUUUGCUUCAUUUUCAUUGAUGUGUUGGAUUUCAGCUUUGUUAAACAUAGAUUUUGAGAUAAUUAGGAUUAAAUUCAUCAAUUUCCAUGUCGAUUUCUUGGUUUCGUUCCUGUUCAUCAAUCUGCAUGCCAUCUUCUCUGCUUUUUGUUUUUCAAGCUUAAAUGGCUGAAUUAUUCUUGCAAAAAACUAGGAAACUAUAAGGGGCGAAAACAAAGAAAAAAGAAAAGAGGAAUGAUUACUGUCCAUAAUCAUGUUCCUUUUUCUUCAUUAUUCUAGUAAUAAAAUGUUUUAUUUGUUUAAAUGGGAUUAAAGUGUUAAGGUGAAAAUUUUAAAUUGUGGAUGAUAAUUACAAAGUAGCCAGUUCUAUUUUAGAUGUCACAUUAUUAAGUUCCUCUAGAAAAUUUGUGUUCUGUGGAAUUUAAGAGGAGUUGGAAAGAGUCAGAUAAAGAGUGAUGUAAUUAAUGUAUUAAAUACUACCAAAAACAAAAGAUGGUUGGAAGGAAGUACCCAUAAAGGUUCAGAAACCAUCUCCAAUUCUUCACAGUAUUUGCUUUGUUCCUCCACCUUGACAUGCAUUAAAACAAAGAUUAGCUAAAUAAUAAAUCAAGGCAAAAGGAAGUAAAAAUGUAUUGUUCAA
This is a messenger RNA of Rubroshorea leprosula, 1219 nucleotides long. The record is from the annotation of a GenBank genome assembly. Lineage: Eukaryota; Viridiplantae; Streptophyta; Magnoliopsida; Malvales; Dipterocarpaceae.